AUGGAGGGCCGGUUCACCCGAAAACAUGUGGAUCAUUUGAGAAGAAAGGCGAUACCCCAACAAACCAAUGUUCCACCUGUAACCAUUGCAGAACCUGUGGGCCCUGUUGUGAUUGAUCAACCAAGGAUAGACAUACCGGAUGUCUCUGUCAGAUUGGAUAACACUGAGCUGUCUGGGCCAAAGCAGGACACAGAAAAGGAAAAAGAUGAGUUACAAAUUGAGGAAGUAAAGGCAGAAAAAUCUCCAAGUGCAAGUGAUCGACAAAUGGCAAAGCAGAAAUCAAGUACAGAAGCACAAAAGGAUAAAAAACUGAGCAGCAAGAAGACUGAGGAAGUGAAGUUGCAAAAAACGGUUGUUGAAAAAAUUCAAGCAAAACAGGUUGCUGAAGAGGACCCUUGGGCACAAAUCACCUUAAAUCGAUGCAUUAUAGUUGCUGCAGCGAUCGUGGUUUUCAGCAUGGGUGUUCAGCUGAUUUAUAGUUAUCUCACACAGACUAUUUUAACAGGUGUCUUUGAAGUAGACGACGCAUUGGUGUAUUCUGACAGUGAUCUUCUUGAUGAUGAAGAUUUGAAAUUGGCAGAAAGGACUAUCCUAGAGGAUCAGGCAUUGAUUUCAGAAACUGAGAAAACCAUCAGUGAACUUGAGAAGAAGCUUCCUCCUCACACUCCUGUCAAACCAGAUUUGAAAAAGACAUGUACCACGCUGAAGGGCAAGCCUGGAGGCUGCAAGGCUGAGGCAGCUGAUAAAAAGCAGAUCUCUGCAUACAUUAAGGAGAUCAAAAGCAUUAAAAGUGGUUAUAAGCCAAGAGAUAAAGACUCAGAGCCCAGGUCCAGCAAGGACAGGAAAGAUCACAAGCCCGAGUUUGAAAAGAAAGAUUAUAAGUACUUCAAAAAGGAGCCCAAGGAGGAAAAACACAGAGGCCACAAAGGCUACCAAGAGCAGCACAUCAAAGAAGGUGAUGACAAGAAGCUUUCCAAGGGCAAAGAAGAGGGAUGUGAUAAGGGGAGUAAAUUCAAUCAGCUCAGUUUUCUAAGAAGACAGGAGAAAAAUGCUAAACAAGGAACAUACAACAAACACCAAGGCCAUUACAAAGACUUUGAGAAGCACAAGUAUUUCAUUAAGCAGGAUGACAACAAAAACCAUGAUUUUAAAGUGCAGAAAGAAUAUAGUAAGUACAGAGUAUUCAAACGCAGUAAACAUUAUGGAGGUGAAAAAAAUUUUAAGAAAGGUGGCGUGGGAAAACAAUUUGGUAAGAAGAAAUUCAAAGAAGGUAGAAAACACGACUAGUUGGCUUCAUGUUCCAAGUUACAUGCAUUCACAACUAGCUGCAGUGACUAGAAAAUAUUUUCACCUUACAUGAAAAGUCGAAACAGAAAUGUUAGUUUAUAUCAGUCAAGUGCAAUGUUUCUAAAUAAAAGUACAGUUAUUAUUGCACCAAAUAAAAAUCUCCUCUGCAUCAAAUAGGGUUAUUUACUUGUAU
Carcharodon carcharias (great white shark) is the source of this 1480-nucleotide messenger RNA. RefSeq lists its product as uncharacterized. Lineage: Eukaryota; Metazoa; Chordata; Chondrichthyes; Lamniformes; Lamnidae. The record is from RefSeq and is a predicted model, not a curated record. The coding region runs from base 1 to 1287 and encodes 428 amino acids. The transcript has 5 exons.